Symbiodinium sp. CCMP2592 is the source of this 978-nucleotide messenger RNA. Lineage: Eukaryota; Dinophyceae; Suessiales; Symbiodiniaceae. The record is from the annotation of a GenBank genome assembly.
AUGGAUGCAUGCAUACAUACACAUACAUACAUACAUACGUGUGCUAGUGCCCUGACCUGCGGGUGCGAGAGUCGGGGAGCGUUGGAAAAAAGCACAUACAUAUCACAUGCAUACAUACAUACGUACAUACCGGUACAGCGAGUGUGCAGAUGCUUGGGCCCAAGGUGGCGCCUGGCUGCACGGGAAAGAUACUGGCGCAAAGAUCCUGGCGAGCCUGCAGCGUUGCUGCCUGCGCCAAAGGAUACCUUGGAGUUCUCCGACAACGAGGAGCAGCUGUUCGGCAGCGACGAUGAGGCCUUGGAGAGACUUGAGCUCUCGGAGGAGGCCUUGGAGUUUGAGAUCAUGUUGGCAGAAAGGUAUGUCGACCCUCCGUUGUGGCUUGAAGCAUGGCUGCGGGAGUACUUCGUUGUAGAGGACGACCUGGUGUAUCUUCCUUUUCUGAAGCCCUGGAAGCAGCACGUAGCUCGGAAUCCGGAUGCACGGCCUCCUCUGAGCCACACCGAGCAGGAAGCGCUCUUGAUGAACAUCCAAGAGGAGAUGCGGCUCAGAUAUGGCCGGGUGCACGUGGCCGUGCUUGGGCCCCUCUUUCCUGGUGCCAAGAGAGGAUGGAUGAAACGGUUCUUUGACAUCACGUCUUACGGUGACCUUCUGGAAAAGAACGUGGCCCGGCAAACCCGGGAGGCCAUCGCCGUAGCUGCGCGCAUCCACUACGAAGAUUACACCUCUGUGGAGGCAUUCUUCGACUUCGGAAUCGGGCGCGAGUGGUUGCGAAGAUACUUCUGCCUUGACACGGACACCAACAAGCUCAGCAUGGAUCACAGGCGGUACGCGUCUUGGGAGCCACCGCCCAAAGAUCCAGAAGCGCCGGAUCCCCGCAUCUAUACGAAACUGAAUGCGCCGCGAGGCUACGUCCGGAAGGGCAAUGGGAGAUACGCGAAGAGGAAGUACGGACAUUUCGCAGGCGGCAUCCUGUUCUAG